AUGGCAGACAAGAAAUCCAAUAAACCCAGUGUGUUGUGCUGCAUAGGUGACAUCCAUGGAUACAUAACUAAGCUGCAGAAUCUUUGGUCCAAUCUUGAAAUUCUAAUUGGCCCAGCUGAUUUUCAGACAGCCCGAAUCAUUUUCUUGGGCGAUUAUUGCGACAGGGGACCUGACUCUAAGAAAGUGAUUGAUUUCUUGAUUUCUUUGCCCUCAAAGUACCCUAAACAAUCGCACGUUUUCCUAUGUGGCAACCAUGAUUUUGCGUUUGCUGCAUUCUUGGGGCUGCUCCCGAGCCCGCCGGACGGGACCCCAUUCUCUGAGACUUGGAAGGAGUACGAGAUGAAUGAGACGAGAGAACUGUGGUACAAAGGUGAGGGUUAUGAGAAUAUGCACUUGCAAGGGAGGAGGUGGGCUGGCAGAAUGACUGGAUUUAAUCGUGCUAAGAAUACCGAAUACAAUGGCUCCAUUUACGAUGCCCGACCCACUUUCGAGUCCUACGGGGUCCCUCAUGGAUCUGCUGAUUUGGUUAAGGCAGUUCCUGACGAACACAAGAAAUUUCUUGCUGAUUUGGUUUGGGUACAUGAAGAAGACGAUGUUUGCAUAGAGACUAAGGAUGGAUUCCAAAAUUAUAAACUGAUUGCUGUACAUGCUGGUUUGGAGAAAAGUAAAGGGGUCGAAGAGCAGCUAAAAUAUUUGAAAGCCAAAGACACAAGAAUCCCUAAAGUCGAAGCUCUCAGCGGGAGAAAGAACGUAUGGGACAUUCCUGAGGAAUUGUCUAAAACUCCAACUGCUGUGAUAAGUGGUCAUCAUGGGAAGCUUCAUAUUGAUGAACUCAGAUUGAUAAUAGAUCAAGGUGGUGGCCUGGAGUAUAAUCCAGUGGCUGCAGUUGUGCUUCCCUCGAAAAAGAUUGUGCGCGACACUGAUUGA
Molecule: messenger RNA, 927 nt
Organism: Fraxinus pennsylvanica
Lineage: Eukaryota; Viridiplantae; Streptophyta; Magnoliopsida; Lamiales; Oleaceae
Source: the annotation of a GenBank genome assembly